This is a messenger RNA of Hippocampus comes (tiger tail seahorse), 2852 nucleotides long. It is a transcript of the gene mfge8b, whose product is annotated as milk fat globule EGF and factor V/VIII domain containing b. The record is from RefSeq and is a predicted model, not a curated record. Lineage: Eukaryota; Metazoa; Chordata; Actinopteri; Syngnathiformes; Syngnathidae. The transcript has 11 exons. Gene Ontology annotation, molecular function: signaling receptor activity; calcium ion binding. Gene Ontology annotation, cellular component: plasma membrane. Bases 150 to 1607 code for a protein of 485 amino acids.
GGGUGCCUGGGAAUUCUCCGGCGCGAGCUUCGUGUGCGAAAACAAGGACAGUCACGAGCGGUCACGGGUGUCUUUUCUCCUCCAGUGUUCAAGUUAGCGAACCAACACAACAGCACGGUUUAUCUCAGCAGGCUGAAUUACUGGCCGAAAUGAAGGAGCAGGCCGUUUUCUUCCUCUUGCUGCAACUUUUUGCAGGUCGACUCUUGCCCGGGGUGAACGGUGAUCUGUGUGAGGUGAAUGUUUGCUCGAACGGUGGAACCUGCGUGACAAGCGGAGGAGCUCCGUUCAUUUGCAUCUGCCCCGACGGCUUCACUGGAGAAACGUGCAACGAGAUCGAGACGGGUCCUUGUAAGCCCAACCCGUGCAAGAACGACGGCAUAUGCGCGGCGACGGGCCACUCCCGCCGCGGCGACGUCUUCAGCGAAUACGUCUGCAAGUGUCAGCCGGGAUUUGAGGGCGUCCACUGUCAAAACGGUGUCGACCGGGCAGAUUUGAGCUCAAGAACAGAUGUAAACGACUGCGCCCGACAGCCAUGUCAGAACGGAGGCAGCUGCCGGGACCUGGAGGGGGAUUUCAAAUGCCACUGCCCUUCCCCUUACGUGGGCAAACACUGUCAGCUGCGCUGCAUUUCUCUGCUGGGCAUGGAGGGCGGCGGCGUGGCCGAGUCCCAGAUCUCCGCCUCGUCCGUCCGCUACACCUUCCUGGGCCUGCAGCGCUGGGGCCCCGAGCUGGCGCGCCUCAAUAUGAAAGGCCUGGUCAACGCCUGGAGCCCCGCCCCCCACGACAGGAAUCCGUGGCUGCAGGUGAAUCUGCAGAGGAAGAUGCGCCUCACCGGCAUCGUGACGCAGGGCGCCAGCCGCGUCGGCACGGCGGAGUUCGUCAAGGCCUUCAAAGUGGCCUCCAGCCUGGACGGCAAAACGUACACCGUGUACAGGACCGAGGACCAGAGCAAGGACCAAAUCUUUUCGGCGAACCUCGACAACGACGGCACAAAGACCAACGUGUUUGACCCGCCGGUGGUUGCUCAGUACGUGCGCAUCAUCCCGGUGGUGUGUCGAAAGGCCUGCACCCUGCGCCUGGAGCUGGUGGGCUGCGAGCUCAACGUGUACUCAAACGCUUUAGGUUGCUCGGAGCCCAUGGGCAUGAAGUCCCGGCUGGUGUCGGACCAGCAGAUCACGGCUUCCAGCACUUUCCGCACGUGGGGCAUCGAGGCGUUCACCUGGUACCCUCACUACGCCCGGCUGGACAAACAGGGCAAGACCAACGCCUGGACCGCCGCCACCAACAGCAAAUCGGAGUGGUUGCAGGUGGACCUGCAAUCUCCCAAAAAGCUCACCGGAAUCAUCACACAGGGAGCCAAAGAUUUCGGCGCCGUCCAGUUUGUCUCGGCCUUCAAACUGGCUCACAGUGAUGACGGACAGUCCUGGAGCAUCGUGAAGGACGAGAGCACCGAGAACGACAAGAUCUUCCCCGGCAACAGCGACAACAACGUCCACAAAAAGAACCUGUUUGAGCCGCCGCUCUUCGCCCGCUUCGUGCGCAUCUUGCCGUGGGAGUGGCACGAGCGCAUCACCCUUCGGAUGGAGCUCCUGGGCUGUGAUGAGUAGCGGUGAUCCGGUGAUCCGGGACCCUCUGACCCUCCCUCCUUCCUCCUCCUUCCCUUUCCCCAACCCUUGUCGUGCCUGCACUGCCCAGUCCUUGACUCUAGAGGGCAGCAAAUACCGUCAUUGGUUCGAGAGAGGUCAAGCCUGGAGACCUCACGGCGGGUGUCUGGUCCCUCUGAAUUUUAACCACUUCAGCCCCCCGUGCUGGGGGUCCCGCUGCAGGAUCAAUGUUGUGCUGCCUGCAAAACCUCCCGAGACCCUUGCCAGCUGGGGAUGCCUCUAAACUCUCCACUGGUGGUCUUGAAGGUUUCCCGGGCGACUCGUUUGUUCAAGCACAUCACGACUGUCUCAUUUUUCUCUCGAGGUGGCAGAGUAUUGCUGCGGUUUAUCAAGCGGCAGACAGAGUAAAUCACAAAGGCACCCAAGUCGCUGGCCAAACGGAGCGGAACAUACAAAAGAAUUGCUUUGCAGUCUAUGCGUGAGUCAAAUGGUCACUUUGGUCAUUGAAAUUAAUCAGGUUGCCGUGCCCCCUCUUUUUCACUCAUUUUGUUGUUAUAAUAAUUUUUUUUCUUGAAAGCACCACCCAACUACUCCAUGUUGACGGGGAAGAUUAAAACGCUGGCAGCGUAUGCUAGCAAACCACUAUCAAAUGCUACUGACAUUUCAUGACUUAACAAUUACUUGUUGGGGCGAACCACAUUCACGUUUAUGGCACUUUUAAUAUUUGUGUUUGCAUGUCGGGGGGAAAAAAAUGUGGACAAGAACAAUGCAGGGAUGAACAAAGAAAUUCAAGAGACUCCCUGUGAGCAAAUCAAAGCUUUUUUUUUUUUCCCUCCUCUGUACAUGUGACACAUGCCAUCUUUUCUGACACCCCCCCUGCCCCCCCCCAUAAAUUAUGAAUUAUGGGCUCGUGCAAUGCUAUUGUGUCGUGCUGGUUCCGAUAACGAUGCGUAUUAAUGGGGAGGUGUGAAAAAUGCAUGAGGGGGAAGGUCGCCAAACACUGAACAACAUGGCAGACUAAUGAUGCUUCAAUUUGACCACACAUUUGUGUAAAUAUCGCGUUUCCCUGUUACGGUUUUUGUAUGGUUGAUUAAAAUAUGAUGUUGAUGUAUUUUUAUGGUGUUUUUUUUUGGUGUGCUUUCCUGUUGUACUGGACUGCAUCAGUUGAAUUCCCGCGUUUGAGAUUCAUUCCAUGUUUGGCCUUUGUAUCUUUAGAACAGACAACAAUAAAUGUUCAAAUGUACUCCA